Molecule: messenger RNA, 2969 nt
Organism: Aaosphaeria arxii CBS 175.79
Lineage: Eukaryota; Fungi; Ascomycota; Dothideomycetes; Pleosporales
Exons: 1
Coding region: 235-2568 (777 amino acids)
Biological process (GO): regulation of DNA-templated transcription
Molecular function (GO): DNA-binding transcription factor activity, RNA polymerase II-specific; zinc ion binding
Source: RefSeq, a predicted model, not a curated record
UUCUCUCUCCUACUUUCAUAUCAGUCAAUUCAAGUUGUACUUCUUCUUCGUCAUUUAAUCCAAUCAACAUCCAUUGUUGUCUGGCUUCCACGGUUGGAUACCUCGCUUUGUUAGGUACCAACAUACGCGGAUAAUGCAACUCCAGCCGCGGUGACACCGCCACAUCGCCUACUCACCGUCAUCCCAAAGCAAACACUCAGCAGCGUCCUUUUACUGCAUCAUUGCACUGCACAAAUGGCACAAAGGCAACCGGUUGUCUCUGCACUUGGCCGUGUUUUGGCAUCCGAUGAGACUUGGGCAGAUCUCGUCUCCUGGAACGAUGUCGAGGAGAUCGUAGACCCUCUGUUCCAAGGCGGUGCUCCAGCCAUCACCACCACCACUGCAGAAGAUGGGUUUGGUUCGGAUUAUCCAAUUGCUUCUUUCGAACAGUCCUUCCCAUCUGCGCCGGCAUCUAUAGUCGACGAACCAACGUUCCUUGACUACACUGUGUCUGGUGCGCCAUCUAUCAUCGAUGGACCUUCCUCGCCUGGACGAUCAUUUUCCUGGCUCAGCACUUCCCCAUCCUUCUCCACAACUGCUACCUCGCCAGCCGUGGGAAGAAACAGCAGCAGGCCAUAUGCCAAUUCUCUAAAUGCACUUGACGACCGCCCCUUCUCCCUUCGAUGUGUCCAGGACUCUCCAUUGCUAGAGACUGAGGAGCAAUUUCUUAAUCACAGCUUCCAUUCAGACAUCGCCUACGAUGCACCCUUCAAUCCAUUCCUACAUGGGACUUCGCAUACGUUCAAUUCCUUGGACGUCAGCUCUUCUCAGGCUUUCUCGAACCUCGGCGACUGGGCCGAUCAGUCGCAGACUAUUGAGCCUAUUCCUGAACUUGACCAUGCAAGAGCAAUUCCCAUUCCCCAUUCGUCCUUUUCACACAGCCAGGGCAUGCAGUCGGCGCCGAGAUCCAGUGAGCAAUACUACUCAUCCGUCAAUGAGAUGCCAGCGGGCAUUGCAAUUCCCAGACAUAGGCGGGCCGCACCGCAUGGCAUGAACGAACACUCCCCUUCUUGGAGUCAGCAUGUUCCGCCUCUGUUAUCAGUCUCCCCCGAAACGAGAAGGCGUCCUCGCAGUACUACGAUGUCGAGGACCAGUUCCCGCACAGAGCCACGACGCUCCCGUAACAGCCUUACAACUCCCUCCCCAACUUCCAAUACGUUCGGAUGGGUUUCCUAUCGCCCGAACCAGUUGACCAACAGACUGGUUGCAUCGGCGGCUGAGGGGAGCGCGGGCCGCCGACAGCGUGGCCGCACCAAGGCACUCACUGUUGAGCAACGCCAGAAUGCUGCCAUCAUGAGAAAGAUCGGUGCUUGCUCAAACUGUCAAAAGAGGAAAGAAAAGUGCGAUCGGGGGACUCCGUGCAAAUCAUGCCUGGAACAUUACAAGGGAGAUCUCAUCAACUUCCCAUGCCGCGGACGGCGCUUGUCCAACCUAUCCCAAGCAUUUCUCUCAGAGCGUUUAGGCUGGCACCCUACAGGUCGAACAUUGGAGUCAUUCGUCGCGCCACAGGGUUUUGACGUUGUGUCGGGGAUCCAAUACAACAUUCCUGUCAACUUUGGAUUCGGACCUGCUUUACAUGUUCCAGUGCAUGCUUUGCAGAUAACAGACGAGUCCAAGCUCUAUCACCAGCAUGUCGUCUACUCAUGGCCUCCCUCCAACUCGCAAAGUGGCAUUCACUCUCAUGCAAUCUUGCCAGCGGUAAUCGCUUCAGGUGCACUGCCAUCUAUCACGGAAGUACUGGACAACCACCUUUCCCUCCUUGUCACCCAGCACUUCCGCAUGUUUCCUCUCUUUUGCUCCCCUCUACGAAUCCUCAAAGGUGUUUACAUCUUCUUUAGAUCUCUGACUCCAGACAACGCACACUCUCACCUCCUUCGCCAGGCGCUUAAACUCCUAGUCUUGGUUCACAUUGGUGGGGAUAUCACGCUUCCAUCGAUUGCAUCAGAUGCUGUGCUCAUGCAACUCGCUCGGUCGUCACUGCCGCCUUCCGCCUACUCGACUGAGGUGGACGCCCCGGCGCCAACACCAUGCUUCAUUCGUGCGCAGUUUGGUGCUGCUAUGCCCGCCCUCGCGUCCGCCCUCAUGACGGAUGUGCUGUCUGCACUUGAAGUGAUCCUUUUGAACCGUGCGAACGAGGAUUGGCCCGUCGCAAUCGCGGUUUUGAUCACUCUUCUCAUGACGGUCGAGAGCAUCCAUUAUCACGAUGCAAGAUUGCCCUAUCACGCUUAUCACGACUCUGCGCACGAUCAGCCAAAUCAAAGCAGCGGGGCUGAGGCUCGAGCAGUCGACGACCAAAGUGUCGAAUACCUUCUCGAAUACUACUCGGCAUGCUUCUCGGGCUGUCAUUCCCGUCUGCGCCCAGACUGGGACGGUGAUGCAGUCCAAGAUAAGUUCAUCCAGGGCGUAAGAGAUGCCAUCAGUGAUGCUGGGGGAUAUCUCGAGGCAAAAGCUACUGGAGAGAGAACCAACGAAGAUAUGGGAUUCUUCUUUGAUCGACUCGUCGCAAGGCUUCUCAUCUUAAAGAUUUAGGAAUGAUUCAUCAUGCUUCCUUUCAUGUUGAUUUCUACCAGCUUGCUUUACAUCUCCUAGGGAUAUAUUUAAUAUCCCACAUUUCCUUCCUCAUUAUAUUUCCUUUCAUCUACAAAUUUCUUUGCUAUUUAUACGCGCCUUCUUCUUUUUUUUUUCUUUCUUGCUCUUUUUCUAACUUCACAUGCUUUCUUCACGAGACCUAUGACCAUCCUCAUGAUCAACGACUGAAGAAGAAUUUUUCCUUUUCAACGGCAUCUUUACGACUGGGGCGUUUGCGUGGCUUCAACAUACCCUUCUUUUCUCAUCCUGGUACAAAAUUGCUCCAUUUUUUUGUACAUUAUUCCACGCCUGUAACCGGUAGAGAUACCAAUGUCCAUAUCUCAGGCGCUUUGCGGUAGGCU